This is a messenger RNA of Malurus melanocephalus (red-backed fairy wren), 1194 nucleotides long. RefSeq names its product mitochondrial assembly of ribosomal large subunit 1 (gene MALSU1). The record is from RefSeq and is a predicted model, not a curated record. Gene Ontology annotation, biological process: negative regulation of ribosome biogenesis; negative regulation of translation. Gene Ontology annotation, cellular component: mitochondrion. The transcript is spliced from 4 exons. Lineage: Eukaryota; Metazoa; Chordata; Aves; Passeriformes; Maluridae. Bases 1 to 564 code for a protein of 187 amino acids. Gene Ontology annotation, molecular function: ribosomal large subunit binding.
AUGGCGAAGCGCCGUGCCGGAGGGGGCGGGGCGCGGACCGGCAUGUGGCGGGCGCUGGCGGGGUCGCGGCGGCUCCUGCGGCCCCUCAGGACCGNGGCGGCGGCGGAGCGGCGCCAGGCGGCAGAUACUGUUCUUCCAAAGUUCAACAUUGACUUGGUCGUAGCACUACUGAGGCAAGAAAAUGCUAAGGACAUCUGUGUCAUCCAGCUAUCUCCAGAAAUAAAAUACUGUGAUUAUUUUAUAGUUGUGAGCGGAUUUUCAACACGACAUCUUCAUGCAAUGGCACAUUACAUGCUGAAAAUGUACAAGCAUCUCAAAGAAGAAAGUGGUCCUCAUACUCAGAUUGAAGGAAAAGAGACAGAUGACUGGCUGUGCAUUGAUUUUGGUAAUAUAGUGGUGCAUUUCAUGCUGCCAGAGACACGACAAGUUUAUGAGUUGGAGAAGCUGUGGACUCUUGGUCCCUACGAUGACCAGCUAGCACAGAUGACUGCACAGUCCCUGCCAAAAGACUUUAUAUUUGGAUUGACUCCUAACAGCAGUGAUGAUCUCGAGACAAGAACUUAAAGCAGCUACUGCAUGGAAAGAGAAUGAGUGUGCCUGAGUCAUGCAGUCUUGGGAACUGACUGAGUAGUCAGUACCAUUGAUCAGUACAAAACASUGUUUUUAUUGAACGUGCCUAGGUAGAGCUCUGAACAAGCUUAAAUGAGCAGGAUCRUGGAAUCWUUAAGAUUGGGAAAAACCCUUAAGAUAAAGAGUCCAACGAGGAAAUGUCAAAGAUGGACUCCUAUCAGAGCUUCCCAGGGGAGCGACUGUCUUAGUGGAGUUUGCAGUGAGAAGAGUGGGGCAAAGACAGCUGUUUAAGCUGGAGCUCAUGCUCAGCCUCUAGAGUAAUUGUUUUUCUAAUAUCUUUGAAAGACACCCUGUAGUGGCAGUGCAAAACAGAUGGGAGUGCUGCAAGGAAAAACUGAAACAGUACAGUUGAGAUGACGCUUCUUGUGUUAAGCCAUUUGCUUCUGGUCACAAUAAAGCAAAUCAUGGUCUGAAGGGAGGCAGAAAACAGACUGGUGUUACUGAGAACAUAAAAGCCAAGAGCAGCAGUGACAAAUAAAUAUGCUUUGAGUUAUCAGAACAGUAAAUCAGUUUUCCAGCCAAGGCAAAUCUGGUUUUGAUAAUAAAAAAAAGCCCCAAACUGAA